UUUUGCACGGAAAACGUUAAACUUACAUCAGUCCACUAUAUUAUAGCCAAUUUUUGGAAUGUUAUCGUUGCAUUUAAUGCGAGACAUACCGUCAGAUUAUCAUCGGCAUCAAUGUUAAGUGUACAUAUUUGGAAAUCGAAAAAGGAAGACGUAAAUACUUUUAAUCAAAAUGCCUUCUCCAUACGUUUAUAUUAACAACUUUUAGGAUAUUUACCUCACGAAAUGCUCCAUAUAUUUCGUCAGAUUUCCGAGUGUAUCAAGGAAAUCUAGAAAAUAACAAACAAUCGAAAAUCUCUGUUUGGUCCUUUGGUACGGAAGUACCUCGUAUAUAAAAGUAUAACACAUGUGCGCGGUACAUACCGAUAUAUCACGUUAUGACAGGUUUAGAUGGAUUGGCAUAGGUGGUAAGUUUUCCCCAGUUUCCAUCCACUCAAGUAAAAUAUUCCCGAGUCACGUAUCUUUCUCGCUUUGUGGCGCAUUAAUAAAGAUAUAUAUUACACAUCAACGAUUUACCGUUAAGUCUUAGGCGAAAUAAUCUCAGAUUACGGACUGCCUUCUCGCGCAUUCUCACGUUUUAUGGCAGCUGCGGUAAAUUUUGACUUUUAUUCAGAAGCGUUCAACAGGAAGAUAUGGACCAGAACAGAGCAGGUAUUUAUCUCAAAUCAGCAACGUUGUACUUCCCAACAAUCAGAAUCAUGUACUCUUAGCAGAAGCUCUAUCGAGAGUUCUUCCUUCACCGAUUUUACCUACCGUAUGCUAUUACGAAUCCUGUGCAUGUAUACGCUCACAGAAUCCUGUAUCGUAAAAUACCUCUGCUAAUAUACUGAGUAGGUACAAUCCCUGAACCACCUGCACGCUCCUCUUCGUCUGACAAUUCGUAUUGUGUACUGGUGCUGGUCGCCCGGUAUCAACUCAUCAAUCUCACUAUGGUCAAAUGCUGCCGCUGCUGCUACUGUGGCUACUGCAAUUAGCCUCGAACGAUAUUUUUUAGUGAGGAUUCAGCUUGCGGUCGUCCAACUUGAAAGCGGUAAACGACCAGCACGGCUAUAGCCCGGCAAUCAUUUACUGCCUGUCUCUUUACCUCCCGGUUAGUUAGCAAUUGCUGUGGUGCAAAUAUAGUACUGGUACAACACACAGACAUAUAGACACUCACGCGCCAGUAGCACUGACACACACUGACUUUCCGUGCUGAUAACAACUCGCAGUACUUGCUGUUGAUGUUACUUGGUUGGCAGUUUGAUUCGUAGCUAUUCUCUUAACUGGCCUGCCGCUACUUGCUCGAUUUAUUGACAACGAUUUACGGCAGAUCGGUCGGCUCGUCAUUUAAUCUAUUGGCAGUUGGUUCUUGCUUGAUUGUUGCUGGAGGUGACUUAUUGGUGAGACGCCAUCUGCGCUUUAUAGGAACACUGCUGGUAUCACUGGUCAUAUUUGUCCCUGCUAUUGAAAUCGUCUCACGAGUAAAAAAAAACAGGACUCUAAAGCCGGCGUCAGGGUUUUGCCCGUUUGCCGGCCGGAUGGCAUCACUUGUCGCGGUCAGGAAGACGUUCAGUUAGUUAAUGGACGAACUAGCAAAUGUGUGUACAUCUUCGACGUGCACUGGGAGCGCGAGUCGGCCAUAAUCGUCAGGCAACAUAAGCGAGCGGCCGUCACGAACAACAAUAUCUAUGGCUAUGCCAAUGGACAAAAACCCACUCACCUGAUUUACCCUGCACUGUCUCACUCACAACAGCAGUCAGCCAGUUAGCAGUCAAUGGAGAGUCACCAAAGCAAUCAUCUCCCUCAAUCCGGUAAAAACACAUAGGGGCCCUCUGACCUCUUCAGCUGUUUUUCUUUGUAUUCCGCCAAUUUAGCGGGCGCUGCCGCCAGGAAAGAGACUCGAUCACAGACAAAAAGAACCGCUGCAGUUGGACCUUUCCGUCCUCGGCCGGGGGCUACAAAAACAACUGAUGCCAAUACAACCAAACUAGUGUCGAUAGGUGGCAAAAUGGAAAAGCCAAUCAAAUUGGGUCUAGGCAGAUCACUUAACCCACUGUCCAAUAUACUGCCGCAGCAUAAAUAAACUGGAUACGAUUCCCUUAUACUCUGUUUUAUCUGCCGAUUGUCUAAUGUAAGUGGUUGAACGCGCGCGCAGUCAAAAGCACAGGGUAAAUUAUAGAAGAUAUGCGAACGCCGCAAGAGUACGGAAGUGUGCUACAACGUUCCGCGAGAUCCGUAGUGCCGGUAGUGGUGGAUUGCUGAGCCUGCUAUUGCUUUUUCUGUACAAGCUGUGUGGGAAAAAUGCAGUCGGGAGUCAUAUCUCCGGCUGGUCUGUUCACUCGAAAAGUAUCAGGUUGCUUGACGGCAGGGGGUUUCGACGGUGCUUCGCGCAUCAACUCGGUGACCACGAGGUCGGUUCGGAAAUUAUACUCAUCGGCGCCGCAAACACACGCCACCGCCGUCAACAACACAGCGGGAAAAAGUUUUAGUAACCGAAUGUUAUCGACGCUCUCUGUGUUAGGUGGGCUGUUUACUCGCCAAGCCAAUAUCUACGUUCAUAAUCGAGUGAGAAAGGCACUGCAGCUUCACGCGGUUUACAGGUCCGCUUUUGGUCAACAGUUCUUCCGGGCUUUUGUUCAUAAUUUAUUAAGGACGGCAAUUCGAAAGCGUACCCCGAUGUUUCUGUUAGGAGCAGCAGGAUUUAGCUUUCAGGAUGAAGGUAUCUCCGAUGAUGAAAUCGCGAGCUGUAUCGAUGAAUUCGAAAUACUUAAGAAGCGGCCACCGUCAACGCCAUGUUGCACACAUUCUGCCAAAUGUGACCGCAGAACCGGACACGCUCUCAAGCUAAAUAUGGAAAAGUUUCGAACACAUUUGCGGUCUGAGGGCUUCGAACCGGUUGUCGAAUCAGACCGAUUGCACAUCUGGCGCAAAAGUGAAACCGGCAAAGCCAACUACACAUACAAAGUGUACGGAACAUUCACAGACGUCCCGGCUCGAGCAUUCUUUGCCGUCCAAUGUGAUACAGAUUAUCGAAAAAAGUGGGAUAAACUCGUUGUUCAACUCGACGUUGUCGAGAGUGAUUCACAAAACGACGUUGUCUAUUGGCACAUGUAUUAUCCGUUUCCACUGAGUUCUCGCGAUUACGUAUUUGUUCGCCGAAGCGUUGUCGACACCGAGCGAGCUUGUAUGGUCGUUGUAUGUCACGCUACACAGCAUCCGCAAUGCCCGCCUCGCAAAGGUGUCGUUCGAGUUAAUGAGUACAUGUCCAACAUGGUCAUCUCGCCACACAACUCAUUUGAUGAGAACGGAUUUGAUUAUUUGUUAACGUAUUAUGACGAUCCCCAGUCAUCGUUCCCCUCGCCGGUCUACGCAUGGAUGGCCGCCUCGGGUGUCCAUGAUUACGUUGAUAAGUUGCACAAAGCGACUCAACAGUUUAAUGACGGCUCUGCACUGAGGCCAACGCUUUCGAUAACAAAAGGCACCAUAUCCUCUUCAGCGUCUGCCAUAUCCAAUAAUACUUCUGUUCAUUUUCAAACGACCCAUCAACAGGCUCAAGCUCAUUACGCCUGGCAUCGGUCUGCCUUGUAACCUAAAGUUUCAAAAUUAUACUGAAUAAUAAUGGGCCGUACACGUAUAUAAAAAAAAAAAAA
Molecule: messenger RNA, 3626 nt
Organism: Varroa destructor (honeybee mite)
Lineage: Eukaryota; Metazoa; Arthropoda; Arachnida; Mesostigmata; Varroidae
Product: stAR-related lipid transfer protein 7, mitochondrial
Molecular function (GO): lipid binding
Source: RefSeq, a predicted model, not a curated record